Camelina sativa (false flax) is the source of this 573-nucleotide messenger RNA. NCBI's taxonomy places the organism in Eukaryota, Viridiplantae, Streptophyta, Magnoliopsida, Brassicales, Brassicaceae. The record is from RefSeq and is a predicted model, not a curated record.
AUGGAGAGAAAUGCUAUCAGUUUAAUCGGUCAGACGCUAAAUCCAGAGUGUCAACCCAUGAAGAAUAUGAUAUCAGUGAUGCCAAGGAAAUGGCAGAAGCCGGGAAAAAUGAGGGGUGUGGCGUUAUCAAAUGAAAAAUUCCAUUUUAUCUUUAACUCGGAACAUGACCUGGAGGAAGUUUUAUCAAAAGGAGCACAUACGUACAAUGAUUGGUCUCUGGCAGUGGAUCGAUGGUACGAAAAUCCCCUAGCAAAUUAUUUGCAGGUUAUACCACUAUGGGUCCAGAUUUGGAAUAUGCCGGUGAAUUUCUAUACUGUCAAGGCUAUCACAGCGUUGGGAGAACUGAUAGGUGAGGUGAAGGAAGUAGCUUUUGACCCAAAAAAGGUUCAGACACAAGAGUUCGUUAGGGUGAAAGUUCUGUUUGAUGUGUCUAGACCUUUGCGUAGGUCUAAAGAAGUAACUUUGCCAAAUGGAAGCUCAACAGUAGUAAGGUUUCAAUAUGAGAGAGUUCAUAAACGCUGCUAUGAAUGCCAGAGGUUGACUCAUGAAAGAGAGUCUUGCCCAUUUUGGUAA